AUGCUCAGCUAUGUGCUAAAUAUGGGUCGGAUAAAGAGUUUUCGUGGUGAAGGCAUCAACUUAGGCAUGGAAGUUGAGAGAUUGAAUGCCCGAGAAGACAAACUAGAGAGGACACUAACCCAGGAGGUGGCUGGGCAUAUUCCCAAGUUCAUUAGACCCUUCAAUGGGCCCCUUGUCACAGUUCUUGCUGCCGUCAAUGGGUUCCUGUCUGUUGCUGGCGAGUUCCAAGCGUUCAAUGGCACGAAAUGGAAAGUUUUGCCGCCUAACGCACAUAAAUCCAGUCUAAAAAUAAUCAACGCAAAAUACGCAGCAGAGAUGUAUGAGCCGGAGGCGGAGUCGGACGAGGAUUGCGAAGUUUACUUCCUGAAGCCCGUCAACGAGUACAACAUCGUGGACAAGAUUAAGGAGGCCAACAAGCAGCUAUUUGCGCUCUACGAUGAGGAAGAGGCGGGCACGUGCCCAGAUAAUCCCAAUAGCAGCAGCCGCAAGGUCACAUUUGCGCUCAAUCUGGAGGAUUACGAGCCGACGACAGCGCAGCAGCAGCAGCAGGAUGAGGUAACCAGUCCGCCAUCCGAGCUGCUGCAGCAGUUGGCACAGCUGAAGCUUAGAACCGAGCGUGGCGAGCGCUUUGAGGCCAUAGAAGAGGAGGAGCCGUCCCAGGAGCCGACCCAAGAGCUGGCGAGAGCAGCUCAGGCGGAGCCAGAAGUGGAGGAGGAUAUAUGCGAAGAAAUCCUGGAGCUCAACGAAAUGGAAAACAGCAGCAGCAAGCAGCCAGAAGCGAGCCAAAUCCCGGCCAGCAUGGACUACGAGGAGGAUAACUUUUCGGGAGUGGAUGAAGAUGAUCUUCAGGCUGCCAGCGAAACGCUUACCGCCGACAUCCAAAAGCAUCGCAUAGCUCGCCAGAACACAUUCGACUUGAACGCUGAAGAAAUGCCAGACUCGGAUCAGCGCAGUCUGACCAAUCUGCUCACCGAGUCCGACUGCGAGGAGGACGAGCGCGUCGUGAACGAGGCGCGCAUCAAAUUGCGCCAGGCCUACAAGAGUCUAUACAAAACGCUGGAUGCCAAGGGACAGGCGCAAAUAAAUAGAUUGACUGGCCAGGACAACGGGGAUGUGGAGGAGGAUGACUUGUCCAUCAUUGUGGCCAGCUAUAUACCGGACGAUUUCGAGCUGGACGAGCGCAGCAUUUACUACAAAAAGGAAGACGAGGCAGCGCAAACGCACAACAACAACAACAACAAAACGGGCAGGAGCACCAGCACCAAGACCUUCUUCAAUGCCCGCCGUUUUAGCUUUAGGCGGCGCGCCAGAGCCACGCCCAGUGCGCCAGUUGCUCCGACGCCGGACAUCAAAAUGAAUUAUAAAAUCUGCUGCGAGCAUCGGCAUGCGCUGCAGGAGAAGCUGCCCCGCUACACUGGCUACAUGUCCGAGUAUGGGCUGAGCGCGAAACAGCUGCAGCAACGGGAUCAGCAGCUGCGUCGCAAGCAGCGCUUCGCCAUGGAGCAGACGCUGAAUCGGAACGAGCACGAGCUGAAGAAGCUGCAGGAUAACGAGCGUGCAUUUACCACCUGGCUGAAAAACAAGAUGCGCUAUCCCAUCAACAAGACGCGCAACAUGUUCGAUGCGACGAGAAGGCGUGCCACCGUCGCAGCUGCUGCAAGCAGUCCCAAUCCUCACCAGCAACAACGGCGGGAGCAGCAGCACGAGCAGCUGAGGUCGGGUCGUCGGCGUGACAGCAACGAGGUGCACGCCUAUCGCUAUCUGCUGGGCAGCUGGAGCAAGUAG
Drosophila novamexicana is the source of this 1785-nucleotide messenger RNA. RefSeq lists its product as uncharacterized. The coding region runs from base 1 to 1785 and encodes 594 amino acids. The record is from RefSeq and is a predicted model, not a curated record. NCBI's taxonomy places the organism in Eukaryota, Metazoa, Arthropoda, Insecta, Diptera, Drosophilidae. The transcript is spliced from 3 exons. Gene Ontology annotation, molecular function: microtubule binding.